AUGGUGCCUUUUACCCUUGUUCUCAUUGCUCUAGUGGUUGCUCUGGGUGGUUUUGUGUAUGGAGUGGACUCAGGUAUCAUUGCGACGACGUUGGCGCAUGAUACGUUCAAGUAUGCCAUGCUGGGCCCGACUGGGACCAAUGCUGCCCUAACUGGUGCUAUCGUGUCUCUGUAUAAUGUUGGCCAGGCGUUUGGUACUUUCGGUGCCGGAUACUCGGCCAACAAGUUCAGUCGACGAUGGACCAUCUGUGCUAGUGCAAUGAUUGCAAUCGUUGGUGCCACCCUCCAGACUGCAGCAGUCAAUGCUGGCAUGAUGAUCUUCGGACGCUUUUUAGCCGGGAUGGGAUGUGGAAUCCUCCUGGCUGUCGUGCCCACCUAUAUCGCCGAGAUCUCCCCUCCCCAGCAUCGAGGAAUGAUUGUUGGUCUCCAGGGAUUCAUGAUCGCCAUUGGCUUUUUUAUUGCCAAUUGGAUUGGCUAUGGUGGUGCAUAUGCGAAGGGUGACGCCCAGUGGCGGAUUCCUCUUGCAAUGCAGAUCCCAGGACCCAUAGCUUUGGCCCUUGGAUGCUACUUCAUUCCAUAUAGUCCCCGUUGGUUGGUUCGACAGGAACGGUAUGAAGAGGCGCAUGCCGUCUUGACCACCUUGCACGGCGACGACGAAGAAGCAGUAGCUCGGGAACUCGCAGAGAUUCGACACCACAUCCAAGCUGAAAUGGCACGAGGGCCAAGUUUCAAGGAGUCUCUCACAAAUCUCCUCUCUCGCCGAUAUGUGCACCGUACAUCGAUGGCCUGCUUCCUUCUCGUCAUGGGCCAAUUCAGUGGUUCUUCUGUUAUCCAAAACUACCAGAGCAGUUUCUAUGCAGCGGUUGGAUUCACUGGAAAGACUUCUUUGUUGAUCAGUGGUAUCUAUGGCAUCAUGGGUGUCAUUGGCCAGGUGAUCUACCUGUUCUUCGCUGCUGACAGGUGGCCUCGCACUCGAACAUUGUGGGUUGGUUCUGUUUUUUUGUCGGUGAUGAUUGCCAUCUGCAUGGCCCUUUCCGCGUUUUACGGUGACGCAGACACUGGAAACAUCAGUGGUGCACGGGCUGCCAUUGCCAUGAUUUUCCUGUAUUCCUGUGGAUACGCUGUCUUCUUUAAUGCGACAAUCUGGGUGGUGCCAUCGGAGAUUCUUCCUUUCUCCCUUCGAGCAACAGGUAUGGGCCUUGCGGUGUUCUGCAAGUCUAUUUCUGCCAUUAUCUUGUCACAGAUUACACCCACGGCACUUCAGAAUGUCGGCUGGCGGUACUAUUCCCUCUUCAUUGCCACGAACCUGGCUGCAGCGUUUGUGUAUUUCUUCCUAUUGCCGGAGACCAGUGGUAAGACUCUGGAAGAAAUUGAGGAACUGUUUGGAGACACCGUUGUUGCGGAUCGUGAGGCCAAGUUUCAUGACGGGGAUCAAGCAACUGUGAAGACUCCAGAACCCAAGUCCUCCCAUGUUGAAAGUGUCGUGUAA
Messenger RNA from Penicillium antarcticum, 1488 nucleotides. Its product is annotated as sugar porter family MFS transporter. NCBI's taxonomy places the organism in Eukaryota, Fungi, Ascomycota, Eurotiomycetes, Eurotiales, Aspergillaceae. Bases 1 to 1488 code for a protein of 495 amino acids. The record is from RefSeq and is a predicted model, not a curated record. Gene Ontology annotation, biological process: carbohydrate transport; transmembrane transport. Gene Ontology annotation, cellular component: membrane. Gene Ontology annotation, molecular function: carbohydrate:proton symporter activity. The transcript has 4 exons.